This is a messenger RNA of Epinephelus moara (kelp grouper), 3494 nucleotides long. RefSeq names its product solute carrier family 46 member 3 (gene slc46a3). The transcript is spliced from 6 exons. The coding region runs from base 149 to 1579 and encodes 476 amino acids. NCBI's taxonomy places the organism in Eukaryota, Metazoa, Chordata, Actinopteri, Perciformes, Serranidae. The record is from RefSeq and is a predicted model, not a curated record. Gene Ontology annotation, biological process: vacuolar transmembrane transport. Gene Ontology annotation, molecular function: transmembrane transporter activity. Gene Ontology annotation, cellular component: lysosomal membrane.
ACUUCUGCCUUUUUAAUAACACCGUACAUUUUUGUAUAAAAGAGGAGCACAGACCGACUUCGUAAACAGAAUGCUUUGCAGGGGUUAAUUGGUUGGUUAUGAUAUGAUCCAGACGUCUGUCUAAAAGGGAAAAUUGCAGCCGCUCAAAAUGAAGGGUCUUUACCUCGUGGAGCCCGUGGUUGCACUGUAUGCUUUCUCCAGUUUUCUCAUCUACCCUCUUGUGCAGCAGUAUGUGUACAGGAGGCUCUGGCAGGAGCUGACAAACACCACCUACCCCAUCUCUGACAACUCCUCCAGAUGUGUAGGAAACGGCAGCAACCAGUCCAGCUACUUUGAGGAGGUACAGAGACAUGCGUCUCUCUUCUCCCUUUACUCAGACCUCCUGUCCACAGUCCCCUCUUUGAUCGUCACCCUAAUGCUUGUGGCUUAUAGUGACCGGGGAGGACGCAAGAUUACAAUCAUCAUGCCGCUGAUUGGCUCGUUAAUCUACGCAUUGUCCUUCCUGACAGUGUCUUACUUCGAGCUCAACAUAUACCUGCUCGUCGGCUCCUCGCUUCUCAGUUCUCUGUUUGGCGGCUUGGGGACGUUCCUGGGCGGCGUUUUCGCCUACAUAGCAGACUUGUGUGAGGAUGAUCGGCAGAAGACGCUGCGCAUUGCUGGAGUGGACAUGAUGAUUGGCCUGUUGUCUGGGGUGGCUUCAAUAUCAACAGGCUACUUUUUGAGAGCUGCAGGCUUUAACUGGCCUUUCCUAACCGCUGCACUUUGUCAGUGUGUGAUCCUGCUCUAUGCAAUUUUCAUCCUAGAAGAGACUGUGAAGCAAGCCCCUACUGAUACCAUUAUUCUAGAUGGGUCUCCUCAGAGCUCAGCCAUGAAACAGAUGCUCUAUGGAGUCUACCAGAUGUUUGCAGGGACUAGCCAAAGGUGUAAAACUGUCCUGGUCCUCCUGAUGCUCAUCUUCACCAGCUUCUCUUUCGCCUGGGGUGGAUUCUCCUUGUUGGUGCUAUAUGAGCUGGAUGAGCCACUGUGCUGGACUGAGAUUUUGAUUGGCUACGGCUCAGCACUGUCCACCGCUGUGUUCUUUGUCAGCUUCGUGGGAGUGUCAGUAUUCACAUGCUGCGGUGUGCCACAGCUGCUCAUUAUCCUGCUGGGGAUCCUCUCCGUUGUAUCAGGCAUGGUCCUGCUGCCAUUUGUGAAGACCACGCUACUGAUGUUUUUAGUGAGGCUGCCAAUGCUACUGGCUAUAAUGCCUUUCCCCGUUCUGCGCUCCAUGAUGUCAAAGAUCAUCCCAAAAUCUGAACAGGGAGCCCUGUUUGCCUUUCUUUCCUUCCUGGAGAGUUUAACUGGGAAUGUAUCGAGCGCUGUCUUCAACAGCGUCUAUGCUGCUACAGUGGCAUGGUACCCCGGCUUCGCCUUCCUGUUGUCUGCAGGACUCUGUGCCAUCCCCCUGUUUGUUCUAGGGGUGGUGGGUGUGAUCGGAGUGGAUGUUGCUGAAGAGGACAGAAAGCCAGACCUUGUUGUCCCAGUUGAGGAGGAUCAUGUUGAAGAUCAAAACGACAACAGUCCUCUUCUUCUCAACUGAGCCACGUGGACUGCCAAAGCCUUACCAGCACAUAUUUUUCUUUGAAGUCAUUUAUUCUAAGACACUUUUAUUCUCCUGAGAACCUCAGUGACUCUUCUUUUAAGUUUCAAGCUAAUAAUGCAGUUUUCAGAUUCAUCUCUCAUGUCUUAUUGCUGUGGUAGUUUGUACUAUUGAACUUGAAUGAUAUAAAGAUACAACAGGGAAUUGUAGGCAAACAGGUUCAGAAACAGUGGAUCUGUUUUUUUUUACAAGAACCUUGUUGAGAUAGUUACAUGUUAAAAUGGUAGCAUUAAUAAGAUAUAAAGCAGGGAUGGGCUGUUAAUGUGCAUCCAAUCUCAGAGGUCUUCCAUGAAGAAUGGUAAGAAUCCUCACACAUUAUUUCUACCUCCAAAAUGGCCUGACAGUGACAUUACUAACAGAUUCAAGAGGAUUCCGAUUGUUAAAAUAAGAACAAAACAGUCCAGAUUACUGAUAAUGAAAGUCCAUGGUACUGAUUGGCAGUCUGAAAAGCAUCCGAGGCUCUCUGUAAGUUAAAAAUCCUGCAUUAAUUCAUGGAUAACCAGCGUAUUUCCACUUAAAAUGUUGUCAUUAUGGUAUAAAAUACAUUGAGGCCAUCUGUUCAAUUGGAACUAAUCAAGAGGUGUAAAUGUAAAUAUGAACCAUAGCAAACCCACACAUAUUAAAGCAGAAAGGAAAUAUACAAUAACAAAUAAGUAAAUCAAGGACAAUCUGGCAGAGGAAUACAAUAAUGCGGAUAAAUGGCAACCUCACAGGGCCCUACAACAUGAAACUACUCAGAAUGGAUAGCCCUCAAUAAUUCAUAUACAAAGACAUAACAACAAUAUAAAACACUCAGAGGAAGGUAUAAUUAUGGCAUACAGAGACAAAAAAAACUGCCCUCACAUGAAAUAUCACAGGUCAAAACUGUAUCAUGUAGUAUCACAAUAUAGUGUAGCAGCACAGUGUUUCUUGUGAAACUAAGCAGAAAAAGCAUGAAUGCAACAUGCUUGCUGAGUGUGCUAUGACUUGCAAUUUUAAAAUACCUGUUUUCAGACUUUCAGUUAGGUAAACUGAUUCAGAUCUGUACCAUGUUUUGCCUCCUUUUUAGGGUAAUGUUAGCUUUACAAAGAGCUCUACUGUCACUUGUUUCCAAGACGAAAUUUCAUGCAACACACCAAAUGUGCAAUACAACACAAACCUAUUUUACUAUGUAAAGUUUAUUUUUUUCUAAAAACCCACAUUAAGCGUUAUGAGUAAGCAAAUAUUUAAGUAUACAUUGUGAUUGUAUAAGGAAUGUCAAGGAACCCCCAGAAGGUGGAAGGAGUUUUCACAGAGAAUAGGAGAUUUUUAUGGUUGUCCUCUGGUCAUAAUGUUUGGUUAUUUAAGAGAUUAUAAGACAGGAAAAGACCCCAAAAACUGUAUUAUGAUGGGAAAAGCAUAUUUAUUUAAAACAACAAUUUAUCAGUGGGUUCUCUGAGCCAGGAUGAAGGAUGGAGUUAAAUAUAACAUGAAAAAUGAUGCUGGUUUAUCAACCACCUUGUGCCACAAAGUCAUUUCAGGAAUGGUUUUAGGUGGACCACCUAGGUAUGACUGGAAAUGCAGGGAUGUAGUUAGUGUUUUUGCCCUUUUUUUAAAAUGUUAUUUUCAAGUGCAAAUAACUGAGGAAAUCUAACGCCAAAGUUUUUGUUAUUUUGUGUGUUUUUCACCUGUGGUACUUACUUAUGUGAUCAUUUUCUUUUAUGUGUGUUUAUGUCUUUGUGUAGGUACAAUGUAAAAAAAAAGAAAAAAAAAGAAAACAAAGAAAUGGUUUUCUCUGAGUCUCAAAGAUGACUAUUAGGUUUUAUUGUCUAUGUGAGAACAUGCUCUCUUCACUUUAAGUCUUGCUGUUGCUGAAAUAACAACCAAUGGAUAAUUA